This is a messenger RNA of Paramecium tetraurelia, 1308 nucleotides long. RefSeq lists its product as uncharacterized. The transcript has 3 exons. The record is from RefSeq and is a predicted model, not a curated record. Lineage: Eukaryota; Ciliophora; Oligohymenophorea; Peniculida; Parameciidae.
AUGGAAAACCUACAUCCAGCCUAAGAAAUAAUUUUCAAUAUAGUUUCACAGAUUCAAAACCACCAUGAUUUUAUCAAUUACAUGAACUCAAACUCUUAAAAAACUAAAUAAGGCUAGUGGAUUUAGUAGUACUUUAAAAAUGAACCCAAUUUACCAAUUACUCACAAUACAAUUAGGGUGGUUGAAUUAUAAAAUGAAUACAUCCCCAUUAAAUAACAUUUUCAUCAUAUUUUAGUUCAUAAAUAGAAUGUUCCUAAUUUAUGUGGAUACCAUGCAACCUUUAAUUUGAUUCAAUGUGUUUAAAGUAUUAAAUAUAGAAUCCCCCCUCUAAUUUAUGAUAUAGCAGCAUUUUGGACCUAUGUUAGAAGAACUUAAGAUUUCUUGAGAUAAUACCGAAGCAAAUACUAAUUAGAUUCAACUACUUGGCCAUGGAGAGAUUCUGACAUUGAAAGUGGAGAUUUUGAAAGAAGUUAUUUGAAAAGUUGUUUACAUGCUAAACCCCUUUUUAAAACAACAUUUUAAAAUGAAAUAGUACAAGAUGUCAAAUACUUAGUGACGAAUGACACUAUAUUCUUUUAAUACGGCAAUGUAAUCAAUGGAUAUAAUGAGAGAGUCGCCCUAUAAAAAAAAUUUGAUUAAUUUAAAGAAUUCAAGCCUUCAAAGAAUGAAGAAUUGAUCCAAACAUACAUGCUUGGAGUUACUAACCAUUGGAUUUCUUUUUUGGCAUAUAAGUGUGUACUAGGAACUUAAUUUAUUGUAAUGGAUUCGAGGAACAGAGAUUUCUUCUUGUGGAAUUCAUAGUAAAUUCGAGAUUUCCUCUAGUAAGAUUAAUUGGAGAGACCAAACAGAGGUUAAAAGCCUUUGAAUUAAUUUUAUUUGGAUCUUUACGAAUAAGGAAUGAAGGACUUAUAAUAAAUCAUAACACUGCUUAUCUCAUGGAUCACAGGUUAAACUAAAUUAGAAUCAUAUGUGAGCAAUCAAAAAAUCAGAGUGUUUUUGAAUCCUUUGAUAGAAUUGCUAGAAGUCUCAUAGGAAGAAUAUCUCAAUCUUAAAUUUACUAAUGAGAACGCAGCAAAUCUGUAUUAAAUUUUGGCUUUGUGGAGUGAUCAAUAUAGGAUUACAGUUAGUGAAUUUAUUGGCAAUGCAAUAGACAUAUCAUAGAUCAACAAGGCUCUGUUCUUGAAAUCAAUAGAAUUGGCUUAGAGUGCUCUUGAGUUUUAAACUAAGAAUGGGUUAUGGAAUUAACAGAAACAGUCUCCGUUGCAUUCCAUCAUAAAAUGCUUGAAAAUAAUUAACUAAUCUAUCUGA